AAAUCAUUGCUGUCUGAGACUUUACCUCAGUCAAAUGUGUAAAAAUAAUUCGAAAUAUUUAAGAAUUUUUAUCAAUAUGGAUCUAAAAAAUGUAUUUCCACUUUUUGCCGUCUUCUUCCUUCUGGGAUUCCAGCAGGUGAUCUCAACAAGUCCUACAACUUCAGAUGACCACGGGGAAUUCGGUCAGUUACUGGCAUAUAACCUCGACUUAAAGGAAAUGAUACAAAUUCUCAAACAGAAGGAUUUAGAUAGGGAACUUGAAAAUAAAGAACUUAGAGGGAUAUUACAUCACUCAACUGAUAAUGGCCAACUAAGUAAAGCAGUUGAGGAUUUACGGAGCACAAUUGUGCAACAGAAUAUUCAUUUAGCCAAUAUUGACGAUUUCAUCACAAAUACAGUUAGCAUGCAAAAAAUUGCAAAUGAAAAUUUACUCAAAAAUGCAUUGAACGAAGAGAAACAGGUGGAGGAGAAAGUAAGAUCACAGAUUUUGAUUGAGAAUUUGAAGCGGAAGAUACAACAUCUGGAAGAAAAUUUGGAAAAUAUUCAACGCAAAUCAGCAAAAGACCAAGACGAAUGCAUAGCCGAACAAAAUAAUUUAAGAAAUAAAAUAGAAGAAAUCUUGAGAGAUAAGAAAGAGGAGAGAGGGAAAGGUAAGACUAGACAAACGCAAAUGGAAACGAAAUUGAAGGGAGAAUUAGAGAAUCUUAAAGAGAACUUGGCAAAUCAAAAAACAAAUCUAGAAAAAGCAAUGAAUGACCUUGAGUCUAAAAAUAAAAAAUUGGAAGAAUAUCAGACGAAAGAAAAUAAUUAUAACAAUAAAAUUAUAGAUUUUAAGUCAGAAAUUGCAUCUCUAAAGGAAAAGUUUGAAAAAUCUCAGGACCAAUUGGCUGAUUCAAAUCAUUUAGUUAAAAGACAUUCUCUUCAACUAAACCAAACUGAAAAAAAUUUAAUAGAGUGUCUGGAAAAAAUACCAAAAACUGGUUGCAAGAGCCUCUCAUCGGGAAUUCAUAAAAUAGAAAUUCCCCGACUUGAUCCGUUUUCAGCUCUUUGCAACGGAGAUAUAGAAGAUGGUGGAUGGAUAGUGAUCCAUAAUCGAUAUAACGGUAGUCUAGACUUUAAUAAAACUUGGACUGAGUAUCGUAAUGGUUUCGGUGAUUUGAAAGGAGAAUUCUUUAUUGGUCUUGAGAAUUUGCAUCGCAUCACCCAUUCACAAAUCUAUGAACUUUACGUGGAAUUAGGAUAUUUCGAUGGAAGAUUCCAAUUUACCAGUUAUGAUAGUUUUAGAAUUGGUAACAAAAAUACUAAUUAUGCAUUGGAGUCCUUGGGAGAGUUUCGAGGCACAGCUCUGAAUAGAAUGCCCUACAAUUUAAAUCAACCAUUUUCCACCUUUGAUCAUGAAAAUGAUCAAAUGCCCGAUAAUUGUGCUGGAAAACAUGGUCCCUGGUGGCACAAAGAUUGCGGCUGGAUCCGACUUAAUGCAAAAUAUUUCAAAAGUGAAGUUGUAAAUUGUUCAAGUAUGAGCCUGGGUAAUUGCAUUUCACUCAAAUCUGCCAGGAUGCUUAUCAGACCAAAAUAAAAUUUGAUUGCAUCAAGAUCAAUCGAAAUACGCAAUACAAAAAGUUAUGUAAUUUAAUAAAAAUAUAGAAAAAGGGAUAACACCUUUCUAGGGUGGACGAUUUCCCUUUUCGGACAAUUGUGUUUUUCCUGGGUGAGGUUCCCUAUCUGCCUUAGACAAUUUUUACAAUUUCACUGUAACUUAAAUAAAAUUAAAUU
Molecule: messenger RNA, 1773 nt
Organism: Drosophila willistoni
Lineage: Eukaryota; Metazoa; Arthropoda; Insecta; Diptera; Drosophilidae
Product: angiopoietin-1-like
Exons: 3
Coding region: 35-1576 (513 amino acids)
Source: RefSeq, a predicted model, not a curated record